AUGGCGUCUUCCGAUCCUAGCCAGGCUUCAGGUCUGGCAGAUGGCUUGGUCCCCUCUCACACCUACGUGCCUAACCAAGGGUAUCUGAACGCUGAUGGCACGACCCCCACUAUGGCGGGGCAAGAUCCUUCGGCGCAGGAGGACAAUGAGGACAACGACGAAUAUUACGAUGACAUUUUCGAAGAAGAAGUGGACGAUGAAGAAUUUGCCGCAGCGAACCCGGCCGAUCUGACAAAAGCCUACAACCGCCAGCGCAAGCUCAACGACCUCUCCGCCGAUCCUAACGCGCCGAAAUGGACCUACCCGAAGACGAACUCGCAGAAGCCGACCGUCAACACACAUGCGUCGGUGGAUGAUGAAAUGAAGACGUUGACGCGCCAUGCAAACAAGAUCAAGCUGAACGAUGUGCAAUCUGGACUGGCGGUUCGUGGCGAGCGUGGUGCUGACAAGGCCGACCGGGCCACCUCGGAGCAGGUGCUUGACCCGCGCACGCGAAUGAUCCUGCUCCAGAUGAUCAACCGCAAUGUUGUGUCGGAGAUCCACGGGUGCUUGUCCACGGGCAAGGAAGCCAACGUAUACUACUCGCUACUCUUCCCCGGCGACGACGCCGCGCCUCUACACCGUGCCAUCAAGGUCUACAAGACGAGUAUUUUGGUCUUCAAGGACCGAGACAAGUAUGUGACUGGAGAGUUCCGAUUCAGAUCGGGAUAUAGCAAGAGCAACAACCGAGCCAUGGUGAAACUGUGGGCUGAAAAGGAAAUGCGUAACCUGCGCAGAAUCUAUUCAGCCGGUAUUCCUUGCCCGGAACCCAUCCAACUCCGACUUCACGUCCUCGUGAUGGGUUUCCUUGGAAACUCGAAGGGUGUUGCUGCACCGCGACUAAAGGACGUCGAGUUCGACGUUCCCAACCCGGAGGGCAAGUGGCGGGAGGUCUACGUGGAACUGCUCAGCUACAUGCGUGUGAUGUACCAGACCUGCCGACUGGUUCAUGCCGAUCUGAGUGAGUACAAUAUGCUUUACCACAAGAACAAACUGCACAUCAUCGACGUCAGUCAGAGUGUAGAGCACGACCACCCUCGCAGUUUGGAGUUCCUGCGUAUGGACAUCAAGAACGUCAACGAUUUCUUCCGUCGCAAGAGUGUCGAUGUCCUUUCUGAACGAACCAUUUUCGAGUUCAUCAUCUCCGCCACCGGCCCUACCACGCUAGAGCCGCGCGAGCCUUUGCUCGAAGCCGUUGAGAAGCUGUACACAAAAGCAGAGACGCAGGACGACGAGCAACAAACCGCUGCAGAACGCGAAGUAGAUACCGCUGUUUUCCGCCAACAAUAUAUCCCCCAGACGUUGGAACAGGUAUAUGACUUUGAGCGAGAUGCCGCGAAGGUCCACGCGGGUGAGGGUUCCGACCUGGUAUACCGAGAUCUUCUCGCAGACGAAAAGGCGACUACUUCUGCUGCCGACAAGCAUGACAGCGAGGCCGACUCUGACGCCAGUGGUGGCAUUUCCGUUGAUGGCUCCAACUCCGACGAUGAAGACGAGGAGAGAGACCCGUUUGAGCAGAAGGCUCCGCGGGGACGACGCUUCGAGGAUAAGGAUGAGAAACGCGAUCACAAACAGAAGGUCAAGGAGGAGAAACGCGAGAAGCGAGCUAAUAAAAUGCCAAAGCAUAUGAAGAAGCGUCUUGUUUCGGGUUCCACGAGGAAGAAGAAAUAA
Molecule: messenger RNA, 1710 nt
Organism: Aspergillus affinis
Lineage: Eukaryota; Fungi; Ascomycota; Eurotiomycetes; Eurotiales; Aspergillaceae
Product: serine/threonine-protein kinase RIO1
Exons: 1
Coding region: 1-1710 (569 amino acids)
Biological process (GO): maturation of SSU-rRNA
Cellular component (GO): cytosol; preribosome, small subunit precursor
Molecular function (GO): protein serine/threonine kinase activity; ATP binding
Source: RefSeq, a predicted model, not a curated record